Messenger RNA from Pecten maximus, 1241 nucleotides. RefSeq lists its product as uncharacterized. The transcript is spliced from 6 exons. The record is from RefSeq and is a predicted model, not a curated record. NCBI's taxonomy places the organism in Eukaryota, Metazoa, Mollusca, Bivalvia, Pectinida, Pectinidae. The coding region runs from base 32 to 1120 and encodes 362 amino acids.
GCUAGUGAGAGGUUACGAGUAACUGGCAGCCAUGGACGCGGAAGUGACAGCUCACAUUGAGUUCCUGAGAAACAAUGUUUCAACGCUACGUAGUUUAGGAAAAGAAUGGGGCAUGGAUGAUGAGGAAGUCAACUCAUGUAUCGACGAAGUCAUCGCAAAUCGCACUGACAAAGACAUAUUUAAACCCACUAUCAAAUCAACUGGGAGAGACAUAUGGUCCCUUAUUCGAUUCAGUAUAAAGUUUUGGUUGGUAAUUUUCGUCCUAAUAUGCAUUUUUUGUACAACAUUGUUCUUCGUUGUCAGUUACAACAGUGACGCCGAGAGCUUCAUUUCAAGAACCUUGCAACCUUUUGGAUAUGACAUAUUCCGAUACGUCAGACUGUCAACCCUACCUCUGCACGACAUGUUCAAUAUUACUGAGUUCUAUGAUGCAGAGUGUUUAGUUGAGAACCCUUACUUCACCGAGCCAGAGAUAGCAUGUGUUUACUGUGAGGGGACCAACUCUCUGAUGACUUUCCAGACCCUCAAUGUCAGCCUUGUGGCCUUGCUCCUGGACAAUAGACAGCCACUAUUGCAUCAGGGUGGAUACUCUGCUGAGGUUACAUACAGUGACCUACUUGAUACUUACCUACAUGACAGGGACGUGUUUGAUGGAGAACCUCACCAAGUGGAGUCAACCCAGGACAGUGUUCAGUCUCUCCCAGACCUUUUCAGUAGUGGCAUGGAGAACAAAAUAAACACCACUGAAUCGUUUGUUAUCAAAUGGCAUUCAAAGGGAGUAAGAAGCAGCAAUUUGCUGAGAAAGUUGUUCCCUCGUCCCAGAGUUGUACCUGUCAAUACAGAGAUUGCAGUGGAAAAAACACUGUAUCUGGAUGGUCCAGCCUCACAACACUAUCAAGUGGUAAGAGGGAAGUUCACUCUAGCUUUAUACAUCCAGGCCAGUGGUAACAGGAAGGCUGUACUUCGACCUCGUGACAGUUGUCAAGCUUUCUGUCAGCUCUUCACCAUCAGCCUUAAUGAAAGGGACAUCUUACUGUUUGACCAGGCUCUGUGGCAUCUAUUCUUGCUUCCAAACACAAACGGGACCGCUGUUGGCUUCUCCAGUACAUUUACGGAAUAAUGUUGGGCAACUUUAUUCUUUGUAAUAUGACAGACUUCACAUGUUUAAAUAUCACAACAAUGAAAGAUGGUGACUUAUUCAUGUAUUUUAACAUAAAAUUAAACUACUAGUUUCAAAUGCA